This is a messenger RNA of Lycium ferocissimum, 2115 nucleotides long. RefSeq names its product serine/threonine-protein kinase BLUS1. The record is from RefSeq and is a predicted model, not a curated record. NCBI's taxonomy places the organism in Eukaryota, Viridiplantae, Streptophyta, Magnoliopsida, Solanales, Solanaceae. Gene Ontology annotation, biological process: protein phosphorylation. The transcript has 2 exons. Gene Ontology annotation, molecular function: ATP binding; protein kinase activity; protein serine/threonine kinase activator activity. Bases 316 to 1884 code for a protein of 522 amino acids.
CAAAACUGAACAGCCAAGCCAAUUUUUCAUGAUCCUUAUCUUGCUAUCCAAGAGAAAGGCAGCUGAAAAUUCACAUGCACAACAACACAAGCACUUUUGCAAAAAGUGUAAUGAAAUAAAUAUGUCACCGCUCUGGAUAAACGUCCUUUUUCCAAUCUUUCACAGGAAACAACUCAAAGCUUCUCCGUGUCCUUUACUUUUUAGUCUUUCUUUCAUCCUCUUUUGGAAACUUCAUUCAUAAAUUUGCCAUACUUCAAGUCUUUCUUCACAACAAAUUAAAACAAAAAAACUGAGUUUCUGACAAACCUCACAUUCAUGGCUUAUAAUCAAGAAGAGCAAAUUCUAUAUCCUUUGGAUUCAACAUGCUAUAGAAUUCUCGAUGAGAUUGGUAGAGGUGUUAGUGCUAUUGUGUACAAGGCGAUUUGUCUUCCUAUGAACUCUUCUGUUGUAGCUAUCAAAGCCAUUGAUCUUGAUCAAUCAAAAGCUGAUCUCGACAACAUUAGACACGAAGCGAAAACCAUGUCACUUCUUUCUCAUCCAAACAUCCUUAAAGCACACUGUUCCUUCACUGUCGAUCGUUGUCUUUGGGUUAUCAUGCCUUUUAUGUCAGCUGGUUCUCUUCAAUCCAUCAUUUCCUCAUCUUUCCCUGAUGGUUUAUCUGAGCCCUGUAUCGCGAUAGUCCUCAAAGAAACGCUUAACGCGUUGGCGUACCUUCAUAAUCAAGGCCAUCUUCACCGUGAUAUUAAAUCAGGGAAUAUCCUGAUAGAUUCUGAUGGAACUAUAAAGCUCGCGGAUUUUGGAGUAUCUGCAUCGAUCUACGAGCCAAUUUCAGCUUAUGGCUCGUCAUAUUCUUCCUCCUCUUCGUGUUUAAUGUUCACUGAUAUGGCUGGUACGCCUUAUUGGAUGGCUCCUGAAGUGAUACAUUCGCAUACAGGUUACAGUCUCAAGGCUGAUAUUUGGUCUUUUGGUAUUACUGCUCUUGAAUUAGCACAUGGAAGGCCUCCAUUAUCUCAUCUUCCUCCUUCAAAGUCCUUAUUCAUGAAAAUCACUAAGCGAUUUCGGUUUUCUGAUUAUGAGAAAACUAAAAACAGCAAGGAUUACAAGAAAUUCUCAAAGGCUUUUAAGGAUAUGGUAGGAUUGUGUCUUGAUCAGGAUCCAUUCAGAAGGCCAUCAGCAGAGAAGCUGUUAAAGCAUCCUUUCUUUAAAAGCUCUAAUAAAGGCCCUGAUUUUUUGGUUAAGCAUAUUUUGCAGGGCUUGCCAAGUGUAGAACAGAGGUUCAGACAAGUAAAGAUUCAGAGACUUUUUUCCUUGAAGAAAUCUGAUGAAGACAAUGAUGAGGAGGAUGAUCCAGUACAGGGAGAAAUUUCUAAACAAAGAAGGAUAAGUGGAUGGAAUUUCAAUGUGGACGGGUUCGAACUGGAUCCAGUACUUUUUCCAGCUGAAAAAGAUCAAGAAAUUAGUAGCCUAAAACCAGAUAAUGUUGAUGAUGCGGUGAAGCAAGUCGAUGUAUCGGAAUUGUUUUCCGAUACAUCGACUAUAAGUUCACCAGGAGGUUCGCGCCAGUCGUCUGAGGUUGAAGGCGCUAUUGUUUGUAGUGUAGAUAGAAAAAAUCAUGGUGAAAUUGGGGCUGCAGGGAGUGUUAGUAGGGAAGUGAUGUUGGCUAGCUUAUUGUUUCUGAAGAAGAGUUUGGAUGAUCAAAGACAAAAUGUAAUGAACUUGAUCAGCAUUUUUCAUGGGGAACUACAUGUUAUGGAAGUUAAUAGGAAAGACAAUUUGAUUGAGGUGAUUGAUAAGCUGAGAAAUGAAGUGGAGAAUGAAAAGAAGAAAAAUUCUGCUUUGCAGCUCGAGAUAGAAUUUCUGAAGUCUCAAUAUUCGAAUGAGUAGUAGUAGAUAGUAUAUGUAUUGUAUAUUUGUAUUCCUAGAAAGUUUAGUUAUAUAAGCUUCUCAUAAGUUGUUGAACUGAUAUGAGCUAAAAUGGAGGGAUGAACCACGAGAGUUCUUGUAGCCGAUUCCAACUCACUUGGGAUUGAGACGUAGUUAUUGUUAUAAGCUUCUAUUAUGUUUUUGUGCUAUGUAAAUGCCUAUUCACUAAUCAAGUUAAAACGGCAAUGCAGA